Messenger RNA from Candidozyma haemuli, 978 nucleotides. RefSeq names its product 2-dehydropantoate 2-reductase. Gene Ontology annotation, molecular function: 2-dehydropantoate 2-reductase activity; NADP binding. Gene Ontology annotation, biological process: pantothenate biosynthetic process. Gene Ontology annotation, cellular component: cytoplasm; mitochondrion. NCBI's taxonomy places the organism in Eukaryota, Fungi, Ascomycota, Pichiomycetes, Serinales, Metschnikowiaceae. The transcript has 2 exons. Bases 1 to 978 code for a protein of 325 amino acids. The record is from RefSeq and is a predicted model, not a curated record.
AUGUCAGUGAAAAUCCUCGGCGCAGGGGCCAUGGGGUCUCUUGUAGGUCACGAGUUGGCCAGAUCAGGCAGAGUGGCUCCUGUUUUGCUUUUCAGGUUCAAAGAGCGUCUUGAUCGUUUUUCAGCUGAUGGGUCUAAGAUAACAGUGGUUAGAACACAAGACGAGAAUGUGGAAUCGUCAACGGCAGUGAUGGAAGGGGAGUUGGCGCCGCUGGGCCUUCUGAAUGAAAAAAUCCAAAACCUUGUGGUUUCGACGAAAAGUUAUGCCACUAUCGAUGCGUUGAAGCCCUAUGUUCCAUACUUGGACGAAUCGUCAAAUGUGCUUAUAUUGCAAAACGGGAUGGGCAUGGCCGAGAAGCUUAAAGGGGCGUUCUGGGCAGCGAGUCUGCUGAAAAUUCCAACUUUUUAUGAAGCCAUUUCGACCCACGGCGCAUAUAAACCGUCUCCUAAUAUCGUUAACCAUGUGGGUUUGGGUAAAUUGACCAUCUCUCCAGCUGGUAUAAACACUGGAAGUGUAAACGAGAAACCUGAGUUGGUGAAGGCGCUUCUAGAUUGUCAUAGACUUAACGCUUGCUGUGUUUCUCAGGACGACAUGCUUCUAACGCAGAUGGAGAAGCUUAUAGUGAAUGCUUGCAUCAAUCCACUCUCAGCAUUGCUAGAUUGUCUCAAUGGCGAUUUGCUUUAUGGAUCACAGGUGGUUCCAAUCAUGAAGCGGGUCAUUGCAGAGGCUUUGGACUGUUUUGGAGUGGAGUUUGGUAAACGCAUUGCAGAUAUAGAUGGGGCCAAGACGUUUUUAAACCGUGAACGGUUAUUGAACUCUGUGCUUAAGAUAUGCAAAGAUACCGCUCAGAAUAGCUCUUCCAUGAGAGAGGACGUCAGACACAUGAGAACCACUGAAGUGGAAGCCAUCAAUGGAUAUAUUUGGGACCUUGGCAAGAAACACUCUGUACCCACACCAGUCAACCGUAUGUCUCUAUAG